This is a messenger RNA of Hemisphaericaspora subhashii, 1146 nucleotides long. RefSeq names its product 4-hydroxybenzoate octaprenyltransferase. Gene Ontology annotation, biological process: ubiquinone biosynthetic process. The record is from RefSeq and is a predicted model, not a curated record. Lineage: Eukaryota; Fungi; Ascomycota; Pichiomycetes; Serinales; Debaryomycetaceae. The transcript has a single exon. Gene Ontology annotation, molecular function: 4-hydroxybenzoate polyprenyltransferase activity. Gene Ontology annotation, cellular component: mitochondrial inner membrane. The coding region runs from base 1 to 1146 and encodes 381 amino acids.
AUGAUGCUUAAUACAAUCGCUCUUUGGAGACCAUUAUUGAAUCGUCAAAUAGCCAAUGUGGGAUUGAGAUCCUUGGCGAGGAGAACCUUCACACAAUCAACCUUCCUUAGAAAUGUCCAAAUAAACAACCCACCCUCAACAACCCCAACUAAACCAUUAACACAACUCGAAAUCGCUAGAUCUAAAUUUUCCCCUGAAGAUCUCGAGGCUGCAAGAGUAGCAAGAUUGGCAGCAUUGGGUCCUUAUAUCUCAAAAUUACCCGAGAAAUGGAUUCCUUACUUAGAACUCAUGAGACUUGAAAAACCAGUAGGGACUUGGUUAUUAUUGCUUCCAUGUUAUUGGUCAAUCACUUUGGCUGCAUAUUCCAUUAAUGCACCACUUUCAACUACAGUAGGUGCUAUUGCCUUAUUCUCUCUUGGUGCUGUCAUCAUGAGAGGAGCUGGAUGUACUAUUAAUGAUAUUUUGGAUAGAAAUUUAGAUAAUCAAGUUGCAAGAACCAUGGAAAGACCAAUUACAAGUGGUAGAGUCUCAGUACCUCAAGCUGUUGGGUUUUUGGGUGUACAGUGUUUUGCUGGAUUAGGGGUACUUUUAAGCUUACCUUUUGAAUGUUUUUAUUUAGGUGCUUUCUCAUUACCUUUUGUUGCUGCAUAUCCAUUAUUUAAAAGAUUUACUUAUUAUCCACAAGCCGUUCUUUCAACUUGUUUCAGUUGGGGUUGUCUCUUAGGUUUCCCAGCUGUUGGGGCCCCACUCAAUUUAUGGGUUGCUGCUCCAUUAUUUAUUUCAAAUUGGAUCUGGUGUUUAACUUAUGAUACCAUCUAUGCUCAUCAAGAUAAAAAAUUCGAUAUUAAAGCCGGAAUCAAAUCUACUGCAUUAGCUUGGGGUGAUAAAACAAAACCAAUCAUGAAAGGGUUAACAGCAGCACAAGCUGCAACCUAUGCCAUGGUCGGGGUUAUGAAUUCUAUGGGACCAGGUUUCUAUAUUGCUGGUGCUUAUGCAUUGGCUAGAUUAUAUAAUCAAAUCUUAAAAGUUGAUUUAGAUGAUCCAAAGAGUUGUUGGGGUGCAUUUACUUCAAAUAUCCGUACUGGGUUUAUCUUCUGGUAUGGAAUUGUUUUUGAUUACGUGUUGUUGUUACUUGGAUAUCUCUAA